CUCUGCCAUGCUGGGGAAAACAAAGCAUUUGUGCGGCAACUUGUCGAUCGUCUAGACACCGACGGCCUAAAGAAGGACCAAAUCUUUUAUGACGAGAUUUCUUUACAACCCGGCGAAAAGCUAGACAGAAUUAUGAAAGUCAUAGAAAGUCCUUCAAUGAAACUGUUUAUAUUCGUUGUCAGCAAGUACUGCUUCCAAAGCAACAAAACAUGGAUCCGAGCAGAGUGGGAAGCGGCUCUUAAAAACAACAAACAAAUCUUCCCUAUUUGGCUAGACGACAACAAUGAUGGUUUCAAGGCAUUUGGAAAUCUCGUCAGAGAGUUCUCAUAUGAGUUAAGAAAAGUCAUCGCGCAGAGAGUGAACACUCAGGAAAUUUCGAACAGUCUCCCAGCACUCUCUGAAAGGAUCUGCUCGCUUGUUUGUGGUGAUAAGUCAACCCAGCAGAGACCAGCACCCUCUACUGAUAAUUCUUUGGCGGCCCCAAGACAAACCAUUUUGCCAGGGUUUCUGAAAGGAACUUCUGUUGAUUUCCUAUCAACCUUGGGGCACUCUUGUACUGCAGAGACCAUCGAAAAUCCUACCCUAGAAGGUCUGGGUUUAGCUAUCACCAGUUCUCAGGAUUCAAGUUUCUCAGAAUGUGCGGCCCAUCCUGUCACCCGACAUCUCGGUCAGAAGAUGGGACAGAAGUCACAACAGGUCACAGCUUUGGAAGGGAGGCUUGAGAUGGCAAAGCACCAUGCUGGGAUUCAGGAGACUAUUGUGAACAGUCUCCACGAGGAAGUAACUCGUCUCAAAAAGAAAGAUGAAUCUCUUCAGAAGGUUUUGCUGAAUAAAACAGAGAAAUCCAACAGCUCCAGGCAACCAACAGAGAUCUCAAAAGUGAGAUCGACUACCUCCACCCUGAGUGGGGCCUGGAUGACAUCUACGCUUCUGCGGAACCGCCAGAUUUACCUGUGGCUAGCGAUGAAGACAUCCCUGGGGCUGCAGACCAUUCUGAAAAUACAGACAUACGGCUGGAAGACGCAUCUGGGCAACCCGAGUCUCAAAUCGAAGAAGCUGCAGCUGAGUCUGAUGAAGAAGUAA
Messenger RNA from Branchiostoma floridae (Florida lancelet), 1083 nucleotides. RefSeq lists its product as uncharacterized. The transcript is spliced from 4 exons. Lineage: Eukaryota; Metazoa; Chordata; Leptocardii; Amphioxiformes; Branchiostomatidae. The record is from RefSeq and is a predicted model, not a curated record. The coding region runs from base 133 to 1083 and encodes 316 amino acids.